AAAAUUUUCUUAUUACUUUUUACUGCAGAAACAACAAAAAUAUGCGCCUGAGAGUAGCGGUGUUUGUUCUUAUAGUGGUUCUUGUGUCCACAGUGACUGAAGGACGUCGAUUGUCAUCCAGCAAACUCGAACGUUAUGUAAAACUCUUAUGUUCAUAUUGGUACAACUGGCCAUGGGUACUUGAAGCUGAGAGAUCGGAACCCACGGAACGAUUACCACAGAUAAGAGCACUGGUUGGAACAUGUAAAGUCGACGUCGGUACUUGCCCAGUUGGGUCAUGCUCAACAUUUCGAAAGUUUUCAGAAUUUUGUCCUGAUAAUGGUUACACAUGCGCCAAAACAGAAACCCGAAUCCGUGACUGCGGGGAGUUCGGAGAAAUAAAAUACGAAUACGUUAAACAUUGUGGAUGCUGUGAGGAAACCGAUAUAGUUGUCACGGGUGUUGUAAAAGAUCAAGUCACUAGAAAACCAGUCGGUAGAAUUAAUCUCUACUUUAACAGAAGGAACCCUACACGUACAGGCAAAAAUGGCAUGUUUAAAUCCACCAUUAAGUCCAACGUUCGGCGGGUUGUUAUAACGACAAAGGGCAAGAACUAUUUGGAAGCCGUCAAGGUUGUUGAUAUACCAGAAGGAUUUAGAGGCCCAGUGGAAGUUGAACUUUUUGUUGUUAAGAAGCCUAAGCCUGUGAAAAUUGAUUCAACCGUUAAAACAAUACUUUCUCUUUCAAACAAUCCUUUAAACCCAGAAGCCGGACAUACAACUGUUGUUAUUCAACCAGAUUCUUUUACUGAUCGCCAAGGGAAGCUUUAUAAAGGAGUUGUCAAUGCACGCGUAACUUUUAUUGAUACAGAAAAUAUCCCCGAUACUGAAGCUCCAGGUAUAUUCCAAACACCUGUUGGAAAUUCGGUCGAACCUCUUAUCACAGAUGGUGUAUUUUCCUUCAAUUUUGAGAGUGCUGAUGGAAAAGAUAUUAAGCUUUCUGCACCAGUGCAAUUUACUGGGAGGGAAGGUAUGAAAGUAUGGAAACUUAAUUCUUUAACCGGUUUAUGGGAACUUGUGAAACCAUCUCAAACAAGAGGUAAACGUCAGGUUUCUCUUGAUGACAUACUGAGCAUUGAAACUGAUCGUUGGUAUAAUAUUGACAAGAUUCCUGGUGCUCCAAGAUGUUACUUUAAAGGACGAAUAUUUGAUGAACUAAGUGGAGUAGAGAUCACAAGCAGCAGUACUGCAUCAUUUAGGCCAGAAAUAACUGCGUACACAUCCAUUGGACAGCGUCUGCGACUGUAUGCGGGAUAUUCAACUGAACCAAGUACAACAUGCUAUGAAGUGAGAUGCCCAAUAGUUAGUAAUCCUGAUGAUAACCUUGCUGGGUUUAUUAACAUGUCUUCAACAGAAGUUGUUUCUAUUGGGGGAAUAAAUUUUCCACUCAUCACUUAUCUUAAUCCAAGAGAACUUGCUGACUAUGAUGCUGUUGAUAUACAGCCAAAACUUUCCGAUGUUCAAUACGAAAUUGUUCCAAAUAAUUUGGACAUUUUCGUAAAUUUUGUUUCCGACAUUGCUGGUCCGUUUUACACAGACAAAACCACAUGUGAAAGUUCAAGUGUCACACAGCCUGCUUUCCAUUUCUUUAAACCAGAACUGCCUAGUUACGAGCCGGUCCCUGAUGAUGCUGAAAUUUGCACAGCUAGGAUUGCCUUCAAAGAUAGCUUUAACUUCUACAACUAUUUAUCAGACUUAUCCUUCUUGCCAAAUGUUACGGGAAUCAGCGUGUGGGAACAAGAUGGCUCUAAAUUCUACUACACAGAUGUUGCUCAAAUGAAACUAUCAACAGCUGGCAACGUCAAAUUCGUUUUCAUUUGUAUUAAGUAUAGAUGUAGCCAAGACAACGAAUUGACCACCGUUUAUAUUGAUAUAGACAUCCCUAUUGUCAACAUUACUUAUAACCGUACAUUUCCUAAUGGCACAGUCACUACCUACACCGACCAAAGACCAGAAUUUGGUUGUUCGGGGAAAAACACUGGAGAUUUUUCAGUUAACGCGGGAGGUGACAUCGCUUCUAUUGAAGGUUCUUUUAUUGCGCCAGAAAACGUCGGGACUGGUCCAGAUUUCUACGACACGGAAGUCAACGAUUGCAUACAGGAGAAAGAUGAUUCAAAUUUUGCAUUUGAAUUCUUUUGCUACAGUAAAUAUGAGAACCAAGAUACAUAAACCCAUGGUUUAAAUUUAAAACAAGUGUCAAAAAUGCUAAUGAAAUAAUCUUUUUACUUAAAUAUUCCUUGAUAAUAUCUGAAAAACAAUGUCAUUGGAAAUAAACAUUACUAACUAGCAAGAAGGAAAGAAAAAAAGCCAACAACAUAAAAAAUAUCUGUACUUUAUUUUUUUCUUAUUAAAUGUAACAUUUUAUUCUUUUAGAGAUAUUUUGCAACUGAGGGCUAAGCAUCUGAAUUAUACAUAUAUAGUUAAUGUAAUCAUUUGGUUUGCUUCUCAGUACUUGCAUGUUUUAGAUUUGGUUAAAUGUACUUUUCCAAAUUACAAAUAAAAACAAAUGAACUGCAAAUGAGAUAA
Messenger RNA from Ruditapes philippinarum (Manila clam), 2564 nucleotides. Its product is annotated as cartilage intermediate layer protein 1-like. The transcript is spliced from 3 exons. Bases 42 to 2207 code for a protein of 721 amino acids. The record is from RefSeq and is a predicted model, not a curated record. NCBI's taxonomy places the organism in Eukaryota, Metazoa, Mollusca, Bivalvia, Venerida, Veneridae.